AACUGGUUCCUGUCGUCACAUCCGUUCACUAGAAACGUCACACCCGGAAUUAAGAAUGUCAUAUUAAGAGAGCUGCUUGAAUUUGUAAUAGAAAAAAAGCUUUAUGAGUUGGAAAUUACACGCUGUCUCAUUUCUGAAAUGCCCCGCUAUUGCGCCGUGAAACUAUGUAAAAAUCGUGGAGGGGUCCUUUCGAAAGACAACAAAAAAAUUAGUUUCUACCCGUUUCCUUUGCGGGACGAAGCUCGUCUCCAGAAAUGGGUUGAUAAUAUGAAACGAGAGCAAUGGACCCCAAGCCGACAUCAGUACUUGUGCAGUGACCAUUUCACCGAGGACUCGUUUGACCUUCGAUGGGGGAUUCGCUACCUGAAGAAUACCGCUGUGCCUACUAUCUUCCCUUUCAUUUAUGAAGAUGAAACGUCUCCUCUUCAGGAUGAACUGAAAAGGUUGCAGAGUAAAAAGAAUUCAAAGCCCAAGCCAAAGACAUCUGACAUAAAUGGGAAACUCCUGGAACCCACCUCACCCACGAAGAAGAGAGCCCUAAUCUUGAAAAGGGAGAUCUCCAAGGAGGAGAGUGGGGUAGCUUCAGUUGGGGAGGGUUUGGAAUCUAAUCCUGAGGGUGACGAACCCCAAUUUCCCACAGUGUUAUUCCUGAGGGACUUGGACUCGGAAGGACUUGGCUCAGGCGAGGUGCUUCAUCUACAAGCUCUGCCUCUGGGGCACAGUGAGGAAACUACUGAGAAGCAGGGGGGUGAGAGAACGCUUACAGUCUCUGGUGUGAAGCAGCUCGAUGAUGAUCGGCAGUGUCCUACGUUGGCUUUGCAGGACAGGCUGCAGGUAGCCAUAAGUCAGGCGAUCAGGUCUCUCCCCCUGAGCCUUCCAGGUGAGCACCCCGCAGCUGGCACUGGGGACCAGGAGAGGGAGCCCUCGAGCACGGAGUACAAUUUGCUGGAUGAGCACUCCUACUCACGACAGGACACCGACAAGGAGCAGCUGUGGAACAAGAUAGCCGGCCUCCACGUGAAGAUCAUGGAGCUGGAGAGGAGAGAAGAGGAAACAGUGGCCAAAAUGAACACUUUGGAGAACCUGAUUGCACAUCUGAGGAAAGAAAGUAUCGUUUGUGAAGAAAAGCAGAAGGCGCUGGAGGACUAUUUCACAUCUGUCUUUCUUUAAGGACCCUUUGGCCUCCCUUGGCUUGCUGCUAUUAAUCAGUGAGUUUAAUUCGUAGGAAGAAAAGUCUUUUUACUUUUUCUACAUGUUCACUCACACAUUUUCCUUGUAAACAUCCAUGCAGUGCAAAAAAAACUUUGGCAGACACUGAAAUGGAGACGAAUCAAUGCGGGCACUGGCGAAUGGAGGCCAGUGUGUCUGAAAGACAGGAGUGACACUCUUCCCGGGUGUGAGUUGUGAGCACACGCCAGCUCUCAAAAGUGACUGGGACACGUAGUGCAGAAGUGUCAGGUGACAUAAACAGCUCUCACAAUGUAUUCUGCAAUAACAUCUGCAAUUAUACUUGAUAUUUUGGUGGAAACCAUUAAAUUGCUUUGCUUAA
Messenger RNA from Paramormyrops kingsleyae, 1549 nucleotides. RefSeq names its product THAP domain-containing protein 5. NCBI's taxonomy places the organism in Eukaryota, Metazoa, Chordata, Actinopteri, Osteoglossiformes, Mormyridae. The record is from RefSeq and is a predicted model, not a curated record. Gene Ontology annotation, cellular component: nucleus.